GAUGAGCAGUAUGUCAGCUUUGUUUCAGUUGUCGAUGUGGAUCAGGCACUGCCAUGGUUACUUAACAGAAAAUGUUGGAAUACCUGUCUGGGGCUCCUAUGCUGUUUUUGCCUUGGCAACUCUAUUCUCAGGACUCAUCCUGGGACUUAUCAUGGUGUUCUUAGCAGACUGCAUCUGUCCAUCCAAACGACACAGACCACCACAGUACCCUCAUGCAAGAGAGCUAGCUCCAGAGUCAGCUCAGCUGCUGAAAAAGCUGGAUGAAGAGCAAGAAGCAGAUGAGGAAGAUAUCUCAGAUGAUGAAGCAGAGGAUAAAGAGGUGUCCAACAGAAACUCGUCACCGAAUACCGUCAGGCAGCGCCCAGUGAACCCUGCUGCUACACUGGAGAAAUCUUAG
Messenger RNA from Antrostomus carolinensis (chuck-will's-widow), 397 nucleotides. Its product is annotated as thioredoxin-related transmembrane protein 1. Gene Ontology annotation, cellular component: endomembrane system. Gene Ontology annotation, molecular function: disulfide oxidoreductase activity. The transcript is spliced from 4 exons. Lineage: Eukaryota; Metazoa; Chordata; Aves; Caprimulgiformes; Caprimulgidae. The annotation marks the transcript as partial. The record is from RefSeq and is a predicted model, not a curated record.